This is a messenger RNA of Cicer arietinum (chickpea), 802 nucleotides long. RefSeq lists its product as uncharacterized. The record is from RefSeq and is a predicted model, not a curated record. NCBI's taxonomy places the organism in Eukaryota, Viridiplantae, Streptophyta, Magnoliopsida, Fabales, Fabaceae.
GGCUAGCUAAGAACAUUACAAAUUGGAGAUUUUCAUUGUGAUCUAUCCAUUUUGAAAGUGUGCUGUAGUUUUUCAUAGUUUGAUUCUAUACAAAAAUAAAAUAAAAUAAUUAAGCAACAAUUAAUGGGUUCUCUUAUGGCAGGAUGGGGAUCUUCCUCCAUUGAUCCUAAAUCAGCCACACUUAAAAGGAACCGUUCACUUACAAAAGAUGAAAUCGAUGCUUAUUGGAAAUCAAAGAAGAAGACAGAGGAAGAACACCUUAGAGCCAUUUCCAAUAUGUCAGAGACGAUCCAGGCUAGCAAAUACAAUGAUCCUGAAAAGAAGCUUGAGAAGUCAAUGACCAUGCCUGUGGCCCAUGUAAAGGACUCCUUUAAUAUGAACUUACUUGACACAAGUUUGGAGCAACUUAUCAAGAAAAAUGACUGGUGGACAAAGAGUAGCUGGGCAUUUUUGAAUGAGCCUCCAAUGAUUGAAGCUGCACCCAACAAGUAUGCAGCACAGUUUCACGUUGCCAACUUGGGAUCAUCAAAAUUGAACCCCGGAGAUGAAAUUAUUAUUGCUUGAUGGGAGCAUAAACCUAAUUAAACACUAAACCCUGUAACUGUAUAUAGUGUUAAUGUUUUUGUUAUUCGAUCAGUAUUUAUGUUAACAUCGAUAUAAUUCUACAUGUUCAGUGUUGAACCAAUAGCUGUGUUCAUUUUUGGAGUCUUGUGUUGCUAUGUAACUGUAAGAAGCUUAUUAUAUGUAUGCAAAUCAUCGUGUGUUCCUGGUUUGUUUGAAGAGUGUAAUAAAAAUAUUGAAA